AAAUUAGGGUUUUCAUCUCUGUUUAUGCAUAAACAUAUCUGUUACUCAAAUUCAGAGUCUUUUUGUAGGAUUACAUCUCAAGUAUGGCAGAAAAGGCAGUGACAAUUCGGACGAGGAAGUUCAUGACCAACAGACUCCUCUCCAGGAAGCAAUUUAUCAUUGAUGUUCUUCAUCCUGGAAGGGCCAACGUUUCUAAGGCAGAGUUGAAGGAGAAGCUGGCAAGGAUGUACGAUGCGAAAGACACAAAUGCUAUUUUUGUUUUCAAGUUCCGAACACAUUUUGGAGGUGGGAAAUCGACUGGAUUUGGUUUGAUUUAUGAUUCAGUUGAGAAUGCAAAGAAGUUUGAGCCAAAAUACAGGCUUAUCAGGAAUGGACUAGCAACCAAGGUUGAGAAGUCGAGAAAGCAAAUGAAGGAAAGGAAGAACCGAACUAAGAAAAUCCGAGGAGUUAAGAAGACAAAGGCUGGUGAUGCUGCUAAGGCUGGAAAGAAGAAGUGAGUUUCCCUUUUCUUGGUGCCUCAGGAGAGUAUUUUAUGAUGUUAGAUUUGAGUUUAUUUAUUUUUUAUUUUUUAUUUUAAAUUAAAUUUAUUCAAUUUGCAAUCUAAAUCAUUAUAUUAUUAAUAC
Impatiens glandulifera is the source of this 623-nucleotide messenger RNA. Its product is annotated as 40S ribosomal protein S24-1-like. Gene Ontology annotation, cellular component: ribosome. Bases 84 to 497 code for a protein of 137 amino acids. Gene Ontology annotation, molecular function: structural constituent of ribosome. Lineage: Eukaryota; Viridiplantae; Streptophyta; Magnoliopsida; Ericales; Balsaminaceae. The transcript has 5 exons. The record is from RefSeq and is a predicted model, not a curated record. Gene Ontology annotation, biological process: translation.